AGUCAGUAGGAUUGCAGUUGUGGAAGAAGAAAGAUAUGUGUCGUCGUGUCCCUGUCGCGUGUGUGGUACUAUCGAAUAUUUGAUGAUGAAUGAGUUAUUCUAUAUGAUCGAAUGAUUUAACGAAAGCAGAAUUGUGCUUGACGAUUAAGGAAAACGGAGGAGUGUGAAAAACGUGGAAUAUUGGAGUUUGAGUACACAGCAUGGCGAGAAGGGCAGCGGGGAAGUUUGGAGGUGGCGAGCGGGUAACUGCCGCUGCCUCUUCUUCCCCUUACGUUAGCUGUUGCAGACUGCUCUUCCUUUUAGUGUUGUUGAUUUCAGUCUGUAGUGCACAAAUUCCUCCGGUUGGAGGGGGCGCUGGAGGUAUUCCCAUCGAAGGAGGAAUUCGCCUGGGAGGAGGGCAUGGCCGUGUGGAACAUAUUUCUGACCACGACCUCUUACCGCGGCAUAAUCGGUGUGAACCCAUUACCAUCACUUUGUGCAAAGACCUCCAGUAUAACACCACCAUCAUGCCCAACCUUCUGAAACAUCAUACCCAGGAAGAGGCUGGCAUGGAAGUCCAUCAGUUUUUUCCCUUAGUCAAAGUGAAGUGUUCGGGCGACCUACAGUUUUUCUUGUGCAGUGUUUACGUCCCUGUGUGCACAAUCAUGGAAAGGCCUUUACCUCCUUGCCGACACUUGUGUCUCUCUGCCAAAGAUGGAUGUGAAGAUCUCAUGAACAAGUUUGGUUUCCAGUGGCCUGAAUCCCUCGAUUGCAACAAGUUCCCGGCAGGACCCCACGAAGAACUUUGCGUAGGAGAGAAUAACACCGCCCCCCAUGACCCUCCCCCUUCUUUCCCUGAGCCUAGACCUCCUGUAGGGGGAACACAAUAUGCUGGAAAGGCUUUUCAGUGCCCUGCCCACUUCAAAGUGCCCAAGAGACUCGAGUACAAAUUGAGAGUAGGAACCGUAGAGGCGCCCGACUGCGGUGCCCCUUGCAAUGGCAUGUUCUUUAAUGAGGAGGAACUCAACUUUUCAAGAAACUGGGUAGGCGGAUGGGCUGCAGUUUGCUUGGCUUCAACCACCUUCACCAUCGCAUCAUUUUUGGCAGAUGUCCGCCGCUUUCGGUACCCCGAGCGCCCGAUCAUCUUCAUCAGCAUGUGUUACUGGUUUAUCGCUGCCACCUACGUGGUGGGGCUCUUCCAGGGCGACAAAAUCGCCUGCGACGAGCCCUGGGAACCUCCGCAGUAUUUGCCCGAACUGAGGGAGCACAUGGUGAGGACCAUCACCCAGGGGGUGGACAGGGAAUGGUGCACCAUCGUCUUCAUGACCCUCUACUUCUUUUCGAUGGCUGCCUCGAUCUGGUGGGUGGUGCUCACCCUCACCUGGUUCUUAGCUGCAGGUCUCAAGUGGAGCCACGAAGCCAUUGAGAACAACAGUGCCUGGUUUCAUCUGGCCGCAUGGGCCAUCCCCGCUGUCAAGACCAUCGUCAUUUUGGCCACCGAAAAUGUUGAAGGUGACGUGAUGACGGGGGUGUGUUUCGUGGGCCUGUGGAACGUGCGAGCGCUUCAGGGAUUCGUAUUGGCACCGUUGUUCUUCUACUUGGUCAUGGGGACUAUCUUCCUCCUGACAGGUUUCGUCUCUCUCUUCCGCAUCAGGACCAUCAUGAAGCACGACGGCACCAAGACAGACAAGCUUGAGAGGUUCAUGGUGCGCAUCGGAGUGUUCAGCGUCCUGUACACUGUGCCAGCGACCGUGCUGGUGGCUUGUCUCUUCUACGAACAGGCCUAUCACGACGAGUGGAUGGUGGCGUGGCAGAGGGACAAGUGCCAGAUCCGCGAUGAGCCCUGGGUCUCCUACACCAUCAACUGUCCUCCCAAUGUCGAUCACGACACUCCCCUGUCCAAGCCCGACUUUAUUUUCUUCAUGAUCAAGUACCUGAGCACCCUGGUGGUGGGCAUCACUUCCGGCUUCUGGGUCUGGUCUGGUAAGACGCUGGCUGUCUGGAAGAACUGCUACAACCGAUGCUUCGGACGACGCACUGAAAGCUACGUGUGACAAUCCGCCCCCGCCUGGCCUAAUAAUGCUCACGCCCUAACGCAGGGGGGCGCAUCUGCUCCUUUAACCCCUCAGCCUCCUCCAUCCACUGCCACAACUACAGCCGUAGCUCGGCUGUUGCCUGAAGAGGCUGUGCCCUUCAGACCCACGCACACUCCUGAGGAGACUAACUUCUAAUGGAGUCAGGUUUCCUGAAGGAGGGAGGAGGAUCUUCAGGGAUUGGGGCGAGUGGAUACGAACGAACACUUCCUUGGAGAAGAGGAAGGGACAAGUACACUAUCUGCACUUAGAAGUCUAUUACAACACCAGUAAUUAUAAUAGUCAAAAUAAUACAGAGUAAAAGAAGAGUACUAGCAAUGUACGAUAGCACUUAUUCAGAUGUGUUUUGUAUUGUUGCCAAUGGCCAAUGUUUUUGUAAAGUUGCCAGGUAACACUUUAUCUGUUAAUUAUAAAAGGAACAGGUGCAGGUUGUGCAUGUUCAGUAUCCAAUUUGAGCUGCUUUAGAUCUUUCAUAGAAGGAAAUUCUAUUUUAAUGUAACAUUUCAAAUCGAAACUUGAAUAAAGGUCUUUUAAGCCAGGCGGGAAAUUAUAUAUAAAUAAAUAUAUCUAUUAACAAUGACGGAGUUUAGUUUUACCGCAAUAAACUUUGUACUUCCUAUGAUAGGAGGAUAUUUAUUUUAGUUCUUGUCCUUAUGCAUUUCUAGUUUUUUGUUGACUACUGGUGCAUCUUUUGGUGCAAUGUGAAUCUCCCGAUCAGGGAUCGUAUGUAUCAGUGAAAAUGUAUUGGAAAUGUAUAUCUGGAAAAAAAAGGGGUCGAGUGAAUAAUAAUAGUAGUUUCAUAACAAAAAGCUUCCAUAUUUUUAAUAUUGUACUUAAAACACACCUGUAACUGCCAUGUAAUGAGUACCAUUCAGCUGACAAUCUUCAGACAAUCUUGUUGGGAAAACCCACAGUAAGCAAUAAAAUUUAUCACAUUCAAGUAAUGAACAAAUUAAAGGUACAUACGAUACUUUUGGCGGGGAGAGAGAACCUAUGACACCCAACUAGUCGUCACCCCCCCCCCCAGUCC
Messenger RNA from Macrobrachium nipponense, 3102 nucleotides. RefSeq names its product frizzled-2-like (gene fz). The coding region runs from base 201 to 2033 and encodes 610 amino acids. Gene Ontology annotation, cellular component: plasma membrane. The record is from RefSeq and is a predicted model, not a curated record. NCBI's taxonomy places the organism in Eukaryota, Metazoa, Arthropoda, Malacostraca, Decapoda, Palaemonidae. The transcript is spliced from 2 exons. Gene Ontology annotation, molecular function: Wnt receptor activity; Wnt-protein binding. Gene Ontology annotation, biological process: canonical Wnt signaling pathway; non-canonical Wnt signaling pathway.